Messenger RNA from Coffea eugenioides, 1895 nucleotides. RefSeq lists its product as uncharacterized. Bases 101 to 1558 code for a protein of 485 amino acids. Lineage: Eukaryota; Viridiplantae; Streptophyta; Magnoliopsida; Gentianales; Rubiaceae. The record is from RefSeq and is a predicted model, not a curated record. The transcript has 8 exons.
UCCCACGUGGAACUUUUCCGCUGGCCUCGUUCAAUCCCCAUAGAGAAUUCCGAUAUCUCAAGGAAACUUUUGUCCGGACUCCCAUCCGACCACCACCAGGAUGGCGGCGGCGGCGGGCGACGGAGAAGUGCCUCAAGCGGACGAAAAAUGCACCUGCACUUCACCGGACGAGACCUGCUCGAUUUGCAGGAGGAAGUCGUCGAGCCUGCCGUCGUCCUCGUCGUCUUGCUCUCUGUUGAGCUUCGAUUCUUAUCCAGUUGAGGACUAUGAUAGGCUCUGGAGAAUCUUCACCGCUUCUGUUAAAGGUUUCACUAUUGGCGCUGGCCUUAAAGGUGGCCUCGGUCUCUUCGCCAUCCUCGCUCGUCUCCGUCGGCGACGAUCUUUACCUUCCGCCAGGAAGAUGGAAAUGGUUUCGAGCAGUGAAGAUGUAAUUUUGGCUGUGAAGGAGACCAUGAGAUAUGGAUUAUUUCUUGGGACUUUUGCGGGUACAUUUGUGUCAGUGGACGAGAUUGUUACCGCUCUUGGUGGUCACCGGAGGACAGCAAAUUGGAGGGCGUUGCUCGCAGGGGCAAUUGCAGGGCCUUCAAUACUACUGACGGGAUACAAGACACAGCAUACAAGUUUGGCUAUUUAUAUACUGAUGCGUGCUGCUGUAUUGGCAUCACGUUGUGGAAUCAAAAGCAAACGUUUUGGCCGCAUUUGUAAACCCCUAACAUGGGCACAUGGAGACAUUUUUCUUAUGUGUCUUUCCUCUUCACAGAUUUUGUCUGCUUACAUAUUGAAGCAAGAGAGCCUGCCCUCAUCUUAUAAAUCCUUUCUGAACAAACAUGGGGGAAAGGAUGCUGUUAUCCUCCAAGGAGUUAGAGAUAUUGCAUGUGGCCUCCCUUUCUCAAAUCUGGAUGCCAUAGAAAAGCAUUACAAGUCAACUGGUAUUGACAUCACAUUGGAUCCCAAAAUGAAAGUUCCUUGCUCGAUAGUACAUGGUAAACAAGCAUGUGAAGCGCAUUUUGUUUCAUUUCUUUUACAAGCCUAUAAAAGAGCACUACCCGUGUAUCUUCCAGUCUAUCUAUUUCCUGCAUUGAUAGUGCAUCGCCAAGGCCUCCUGAAGAGACCUUUUUCAAUAUUGGCAAGAGGCCUCCUUGGUACUUUCAGAUCAAGCUUGUUUCUCUCGAUGUAUUGUGCAUCUGCAUGGAUGUGGACAUGCCUACUCUUCAGGCUUCUCAAAAGAUGCAAUGUUCCUAUGGUGGCGAUGGGAACGUUUCCUACCGGUCUGGCGUUGGCAAUUGAGAAAAAGAGCAGGCGGAUAGAGAUAGCACUAUAUUGCAUGGCGAGGGCCAUUGAAAGUUUCUUCACAUGCAUGGCUGAUGUAGGAUAUUUGCCUCAGUCGAAGAAAUUGAAGAGAGCUGAUGUAGUUGUUUUCAGUAUCUCAACAGCUAUAAUCAUGCACUGCUAUGCAGUAGAGAGGGAUGUUUUUCGAUCAAAGUAUUUGAAUGUUCUUGAUUGGGUGUUUGGUGUUCCUCUUCCUCCCUAUGAAACUACUCCACGUAAGAAGAGGUGACCGGGGGAAUGCAGCGCGGGCAUAUUAAGUUGUUCAAUUUUAUUGAUCUCCAUUUCUCUCCUCAGAUUAAGCAGGCUGACGUUUGUAUUAGAAUUAUUUUACAGCAGUCUGGAGCUCUUUGUUGAUACAGAAUACCUCUACCAAGAAAAAACUGCCCAGGCUUGUUAGAUUAUUUUCACCGAAAGGUUUGCUAGAUUAUUUUCACCAGCCGUUUCCUUGAUCACUUUGUAUUCCUUCAUCCUUAUUGUUGCUCGUCCGUUGAACAAUCUGUAUUAUUUUUCAAAGGAAAACCUCAAUCUUUAUGACAGUCAGAGUUGCUACAAAAUAUGCUGCAAUC